UGUGAACCUGUGUGGGCUUCUCAAAUUUGUUCGGAUAUUUUGUCCGUAGCAAGUCGUUUUCACUUUUCGUUAGGAGAGGUGCUAAUCAUCUGGCUCAUUUCUUAGCCACUAGCGCCCUCAGGAUUCCUUCAUUUUUAUGUAAUUCAAGGGAGCAAGUUCUCUUUGGAUCUUCACUGCUUUCUGCAAUGGUAGAUCGAUAUUGGAUUGGUUUCUUUCUGGUGCUUUCAUGUCUCACUCAAGUUUUAGAUGCCAGCGCUGGUGAUGCUGAUCCAGCCUACAGGGCUUGUGUUGCACAAUGUGAACAAACAGGAUGUGUGGGGCAAAGAUGUUUUCCACACUGCAAAUUUUCAUCCGAUGGUUUCCCAAUUGAUGGUCCAUGGUACAUGCAAGAACCACUUUACUUGCGGUGGAAACAAUGGGAUUGCCAAAGUGAUUGUCGUUACCAUUGCAUGCUUGAUAGAGAAAAGGAAAGAGAAGCAUUUGGCCAUGGUCCUGUCAAGUACCAUGGUAAAUGGCCCUUUAGGCGUGUAUAUGGAAUUCAGGAGCCAGCUUCUGUAGCUUUCUCUGCACUCAACCUUGCAGUGCAUUUCCAUGGUUGGCUAUCCUUUUUUGUGCUUCUGUACUAUAAAUUACCUUUAAAACAAGAUAAGAAGGCAUACUAUGAAUAUGGCACUCUGUGGCAUAUCUAUGGAUGCAUAUCAAUGAACUCCUGGUUCUGGAGUGCUGUUUUCCAUAGCCGAGAUGUGGACUUGACAGAGAAGUUGGACUACUCUUCUGCAGUGGCAUUAGUGGGUUACUCACUUAUUCUGGCUAUACUAAGAAGUUUCAGUGUGAAGGAUGAAGCAGCAAGGGUCAUGGUUGCUGCUCCACUGCUUGCAUUUGUGACAACUCAUAUAUUGUUUAUCAACUUUUAUAAGCUAGACUACGGUUGGAACAUGAAAGUUUGUGUCAUAAUGGCAGUGGCUCAGCUUCUCAUUUGGGCAAGUUGGGCUGGUAUCAGCAGCCAUCCUUCUCGCUGGAAGUUGUGGGUUGUGGUCGUGGGAGGUGGCCUUGCAAUGCUCCUAGAAAUCUACGAUUUCCCUCCAUACAAGGGAUUUGUGGAUGCCCAUGCUCUUUGGCAUGCCACCACUAUCCCUCUUACCUACAUUUGGUGGAGUUUCAUCAGGGAUGAUGCCGAGUUCUGCACCUCUAAUCUCCUUAAAAAGGCCAAGUAGCUACUGAAAAAAAAAUUCAUGCAAAACAUACGAUCUGUUCUUGAACCUGAGAGGAAAGUUUGAUAGUUUAUAGGAUUUGCGUAUCUUGCUUUCUUGUAAUAAUUUUCUUUUUCAAAAUUUCAAGGGGAUACAAGCUGCUUAGUCAAUUAUUCCAUUUGUUGGAAAGAUUAUUGUGACGGAUGAGAUUGUGUUGUGGAACAGCUUAUGGUUAGAUUUUUUCCCCUUCUCUCUCUGUUAACCUACCAUUCUUCUGCUUAUAUCCUUGUUUGAGUUGUAUGGAAAUUUUGCUGAUCA
Molecule: messenger RNA, 1508 nt
Organism: Hevea brasiliensis (rubber tree)
Lineage: Eukaryota; Viridiplantae; Streptophyta; Magnoliopsida; Malpighiales; Euphorbiaceae
Exons: 7
Coding region: 186-1214 (342 amino acids)
Biological process (GO): GPI anchor biosynthetic process
Cellular component (GO): endoplasmic reticulum membrane
Molecular function (GO): hydrolase activity, acting on ester bonds
Source: RefSeq, a predicted model, not a curated record